AUGUCCACCAUAUCACCUCUGCUCAUUCACCAUCUAUCACCUCUGCUCAUCAUCCACCAUCACUUCUGCUCAUGUCAUCUCACCUCUGCUCAUGUCACCAUCACCUUUGCUCAUGUCACCAUCACCUCUGCUCAUGUCACCAUCACCUUUGCUCAUGUCACCAUCACCUCUGCUCAUGUCACCAUCACCUACGCUCAUGUCACCAUCACUAUGCUCAUGUCACCAUCACCUAUGCUCAUGUCACCAUCACCUAUGUUCAUGUCACCAUCACCUACGCUCCAUGUCACCAUCACCUACGCUCAUGGCACCAUCACCUACGCUCAUGUCACCAUACUCGCUCAUGCUACCAUCACCUACGCUCAUGUCACCAUCACUAUGCUCAUGUCACCAUCACCUUUGCUCAUGUCACCAUCACCUUUGCUCAUGUCACCAUCACCUCUGCUCAUGUCACCAUCACCUAUGCUCAUGUCACCAUCACCUUUGCUCAUGUCACCAUCACCUAUGCUCAUGUCACCAUCACCUUUGCUCAUGUCACCAUCACCUUUGCUCAUGUCACCAUCACCUUUGCUCAUGUCACCAUCACCCUAUGCUCAUGUCUGCAUCACCUAUGUCAUGUCACCAUCACCUACGCUCAUGUCACCAUCACCUACGCUCAUGUCACCAUCACCUAUGCUCAUGUCACCAUCACCUAUGCUCAUGUCACCAUCACCUACGCUCAUGUCACCAUCACCUACGCUCAUGUCACCAUCACCACGCUCAUGUACGGUGCUUGAUGAGGAACCUGUAUGCUACCUGUGGUCUUGA
Messenger RNA from Homarus americanus (American lobster), 804 nucleotides. Its product is annotated as A-agglutinin anchorage subunit-like. The record is from RefSeq and is a predicted model, not a curated record. The transcript has 2 exons. Bases 1 to 804 code for a protein of 267 amino acids. Lineage: Eukaryota; Metazoa; Arthropoda; Malacostraca; Decapoda; Nephropidae.